This is a messenger RNA of Maylandia zebra (zebra mbuna), 3719 nucleotides long. RefSeq names its product zDHHC palmitoyltransferase 8b (gene zdhhc8b). Gene Ontology annotation, molecular function: palmitoyltransferase activity. The record is from RefSeq and is a predicted model, not a curated record. NCBI's taxonomy places the organism in Eukaryota, Metazoa, Chordata, Actinopteri, Cichliformes, Cichlidae. Gene Ontology annotation, biological process: protein palmitoylation.
CCUCAGCAGUGGGCUGGAUUGUAAGGGUGGGAUUUCCAGGCUUUCACAGGCUCUGUGUAUUACUGCCUCUGUCUCAGGAUCUAUGCAGCUUCAGCGAUAGCGAGCACGGACUGCGUGUACCUUUCACGGCCAUAGAGAGGCACAUUCACACACCACACUGGAGCUCCCUUUUCUUCUUCUUCUCUACAUGCGACUCCAAUCGGAAUAAAUAAUUAAGGAAUGUGGAAAUUACAGAAUGCCCAACAGCGUUGGAAAGAGAUUUAAACCCACCAAAUACAUCCCAGUGUCCACUGCUGCCACACUCCUGGUGGGAUCGACCACUUUAUUUUUCGUUUUCACGUGCCCCUGGUUGACUAAAGUGAUCUCGCCCGCUGUGCCUCUCUACAAUGGACUGGUCUUCCUCUUCGUCUUGGCCAACUUCAGUAUGGCAACCUUCAUGGACCCUGGCGUUUACCCCAGAGCGGACGAGGACGAGGAUAAGGAGGAUGAUUUCCGGGCACCGCUCUACAAGAACGUGGAGAUCAAGGGCAUUCAGGUCCGGAUGAAGUGGUGCGCCACCUGUCACUUCUACAGGCCGCCUCGCUGCUCGCACUGCAGCGUCUGUGACAACUGUGUGGAGGACUUUGACCAUCACUGCCCCUGGGUGAACAACUGCAUUGGACGGAGAAACUACCGCUACUUCUUCCUCUUCCUGCUGUCGCUGAGCGCUCACAUGGUGGGAGUGUUCUGUUUUGGCCUCAUCUUUGUCCUUGAUCACAGAGAAACGCUGGGAGCGCUGCACACCACUGUCACUUUGGUAGUGAUGUGCAUAGCCGGUCUUUUCUUUAUUCCAGUCAUGGGACUCACAGGUUUUCACAUGGUGCUCGUAGCUCGAGGUCGAACAACCAACGAACAGGUGACGGGCAAGUUUCGUGGAGGAGUAAAUCCUUUCACCAAGGGUUGCUGUGGCAACGUGGAGUACGUUUUAUGUAGUCCCCUAGCACCCAGGUACAUGCUGGACCCCAGGAAGAAGCCACACGUCAAAGUUCAGCCCCCGUUCAUCAGACCAGAUCUCUCAGAAAGGCAAAUCACCAUCAAAGUCACCGACAACGGUAUUCAUAGCACCAUCAUCAGCUCCAAGUCCAAAAGCAGCCUCGAUGGUUUAGAUGACAAGGAUACCCAGCCGCCGCUGCCACCCAAAGCUGAUAGGUACAACCAGCUUAAAAGCCAGAUGACCUCCAGUGAAGAGACUUCCCUGUCUGGUAAGACCCACCCAUCCACUCCAGCCAUGUACAAAUUCAGGCCAACCUUUGGCACCAUGCCCAAAGUCCACUACCACACUACAGAGGAGAAGAUUGUCAUAUCUGAUGACCGGAAGCCCUCGGCCAUCCUGGAAGAAGGUGUCCGUGGUCAUGACUAUCGAUCUGAGCCGAACCUGGACCUGCCUGAAUAUGCUAAUGCUCCCCUCCACCGCACGUUUCAGUCCUCGCCCCUCCAGCUGGAUUCAGACCCCAUCAACUCCCGCUCUCUCAGCCUCAAGCAGGGUCAUGGCCGACCGGAGAAGGGCCAGCUCCCAGCACUGGAGCCACGGACAGUCACUUCAACCCCCUACAAGAGUGUCUUCUCUCCCAAUAAUCUCUCCAACCGCAAUGGUAGUCUAUCCUAUGACAGCCUGCUCAACCCUAGCAUUUCCCCAGCUACUCCCAGUGAGUCCAUGGCCCACCGUGGUGUUCCCUCUGUGGGGUUCCACUCACCCUACCUGCCCACCAAAAUGUGCCACAUCCGGGAACCUGAUAUGCAGAGACAACAGGUCCCCCCUACCUACAGCCCAGUGAUGCCCCCCAGAGUGGUGGGCAGACAGUCCCCUCACCUGAGGGACAGAGACCCGUCUCCGGUGCGCUACGACAACCUCUCCCAGACCAUCAUGGCAUCCAUCCAGGAGCGAAAGGAGAAGGAGGAGAGGGAGAGGCGGCAGAUGCAUCACGGGCGCUCCCAGACCCAUAUCUAUGCCCAGGACUCUGGUGUGUUUGAUGGGGGCUAUGGCCUGCCUGCCAAUGCUUGCUACCCAGAUGGGCCUCGUGGCCCCGGGUCAAGAGGCCCAACACCUCCAGCCUAUGGAGGCUCCAGGGACAACCUAAUGGGGAUUGGACUGAUGAGCUAUGGUCAAAGAACCCCAGUGCUGCGUCAUGCUGGCUCUACACUGGGCCGUGCACCUAGGACGUCGUCCACCUCCCUGCACACAGAUCAAAGCAGCAUCAACAGCAGCCAGAGCAGAACCACAGGCCCAGAAGGCCCCUAUCGCUCCCCGGCCCACCAGCCCCAUUCCCCCGCUAUGCCCCGUUCCCCUUCUUACUCCCGCCAGAAACUCUCCUACAUCAGUGCACACGAGAGGACAGACUCCCCUCGUCUAGGGGGCCCAAGAGAGGCCAUGAAAGUUAAUGGGCAGAUGGACUGCCACCCGAGUGCCCAGGGUGCCGCCCUCAGUCCCAGUCGCCACAGUAACGUCAAAAAGGUGACAGGCGUAGGAGGCACCACGUAUGAGAUAUCAGUGUGAGCAGGGACACCACAUCCACCAAUGACCCACAGUGGACGCUCUGCCACAGAGAUUCUUCUCUGUUAUUUUAAUAAGAUAACAGGCAGUGAGGGGUGCAUAGUACCCCCCCCUGUUUACUCUUCAAAAUCAGAGGAUCUCUUUGCUCUUUUGAGGGUCUUGUUUAGCUAUAUGCCCGUGUGUGUUUGUGCCAGAGGGGUGGGUUGUCGGUUGUUAACGUUGCAGUGUUUGUCCUUAAUAUUUUGUAGUCCAUCGUCGUGGACCGUCCAGCGAGAUCGUCAAUGUUUUUACCGUCGUCUCUCAUCUGUGUUUAUGAAGCGCUUGUUGUUCCAAAUGUUACACGCAAACUUUCGCUCCAGCGAACGCUGAGGGCUGAACAGAAACACUACAGAUCGAUUAAACACUUGACUUGCUACGGAUUUCUGCAAGAAGACUCUUUUCAGCUGACCUCAAAAAGUCAAGGUGCUUCACAUUAACUUGUACUGUUCAUGCCAUGUCUGGUGGAGAUGUGAUGGAGGUUUAUGUGGAGACGAUAUGUGCAAGGGCAGUAAAAAAAAAAAGCAACACAAGUCAGAUGAGAAACUGGAGAUGGUGACAAGGAAAGAGCUCUGCAGAACAGGAGCGGGUGUUCCUCAACCCUGACAUGGUUAUUUGAUUGGGCAAAGACUGUAUAUAAAAGAUGUUCCACAAUACAAUGACAUCACCCAUUUGUUUGGAGAUUCCUGUUUUGAAGGACUAACUUUAGGAUUUAGCUGAGUUUUUUUCUCUUUUUAAACACAUUUGAAACGGAGGGCACAGCUGAUCAGUUAACAUUAGUUAGCAUCUUCGAUCAGCGGAUUGCAUCUGUUUUAUACUGUGACAUCAACUGGAUGCUAAUUUUAGCCUGUGAAAAUCAGGCUUAAAACAAACUGCACUUACUGCAAAAAUCAAACAGAACAGCUGACUCAUUAGUUGUCCGACUAGCACUGGUUUAGUAUGCUAGAGAAAGUGAAGGGUGGAACAGAGGGCACUGCACAUCCCAGUGUAUCCCCUGCCUGACCGUCUCCUUUUGUCAUAAAUGGGACCAUGUUUUACUAAAUUAACACCAUGGAGUAUUAAAAAAACCGACAUAAAAACAACUUGAUCCUAGCUACUGAUACCAUGAUCUCAUUUGGAAGAUGCAUUAGAAAUCAAGUGAGAUUUAGGAUUA